Messenger RNA from Vanessa atalanta (red admiral), 2908 nucleotides. RefSeq names its product EGF domain-specific O-linked N-acetylglucosamine transferase (gene Eogt). The record is from RefSeq and is a predicted model, not a curated record. Bases 75 to 1676 code for a protein of 533 amino acids. Gene Ontology annotation, cellular component: endoplasmic reticulum lumen. The transcript is spliced from 8 exons. Lineage: Eukaryota; Metazoa; Arthropoda; Insecta; Lepidoptera; Nymphalidae. Gene Ontology annotation, molecular function: protein N-acetylglucosaminyltransferase activity.
ACUUAUACUCGUAAAGUGUAAACACUAAACAACUUCGUUAACCUAAUAUUUUCGGUGAUGUUAACGUGAAGCAAAUGUUUAUAAUGAGUAUAUUAAGUCGGAUUGAUGUAAUGAAGGUCUUCGUGUAUUUAUUAUACUUUUUGAUGUACUUGAACAAAAUAAAUUCUCUAAAUUUAGAGGAUAUAAAUAUUCCGCCAGAACAUUUUCCUUAUUUCUUUAAUACUUUUACGGAAGUAGCAAAAGUCUGUGCGGAUAAAUCCGAUUGCCGAUACAGAGAUUUAGUUGACAAGAAAGUUUGUUGGGGAUAUGAAACCAACUGCACUAAAAGUAAUUCGUAUCAUGUUAGACCUAGCUGUCCAGGAGAUCAUAGAGGUUGGGUAAAAACGAAAGAGGCGCAGUUUGAUACGUUUUAUACACAAGCUGAUUUUGGGUAUAUUAAAGAACAAAUUCAAGAAUUGAUGGUAAUUUGCGAAGCUACUUAUCCCCAUGAUAGUUCAUUAGAAUGUUCUAAAUAUCUAAGAUUCUGUAGAGGUCGAAACUUAAUGCUUAAUUUUCAUGGUUUGGUUGGUCGAGGUGACAAUCUAAGAUAUAAAAUGGAUAUCCUUGGUCCUGGUCAAAUAGGUGGUUAUUGCCAGCUAUAUUCUGAACGGUUAAUGAAGGAAGCAGAACACAUGAGUGCUUUGCAGUCAUGGGCUCCUGAGUUUGUAAAUUUUGUUAAAACGCCACAAAGACCAAUUCAAGAUGAAAUGUGUGAUAUAACAAUAGAUAAGCCAACAUAUAUUAUGAAACUAGAUGCAACUGUGAAUAUGUAUCAUCAUUUCUGCGACUUCUUCAAUUUGUAUGCAUCACUUCAUGUGAAUUCUACACACCCUUCAACAUUUACAAGGGACAACCACAUACUCAUUUGGGAAACAUUCACUUAUGAUUCAGCAUUCAAGGAUGCUUUUAAAGCAUUUACAGUUAAUCCUAUAUGGGAUUUAAAAAAGUUUAGAGGCAAAGUAGUUUGUUUUAAAAAUGUUGUAUUUCCUCUUCUACCACGCAUGAUAUUUGGACUUUACUAUAAUACACCUUUGAUAUAUGGAUGUGAAAGAAGUGGAUUAUUUCAUGCUUUUUCUAAACACAUACUUCAUUCUUUAAAUGUGAAGCUGUAUCCGAGGAUAAAUGACAAAGUAAGAAUUACAUUACUAUCAAGAGGAACAACAUAUCGCACAAUACUCAAUGAAAAUGAAAUUGUUAAUGCACUUUUGAAAGUAAAGGGCUAUCAUGUACAGAGAGUUGUGUACGAUAGAACUGUGCCCUUCACUGAGCAGCUGGAAAUAACGCACAACACUGAUGUUUUCAUAGGAAUGCAUGGAGCUGGUUUAACCCACUUAUUAUUUUUACCAGACUGGGCGGCUGUGUUUGAAGUUUAUAAUUGUGAAGAUCCAAACUGCUAUUCUGAUUUAUCUCGACUUCGGGGACUUAAGUAUGUCACGUGGGAAAAUAAAGCAAAAUUAGUUCAGCAGGAUCAGGGACACGGACCUGGUGGUGUGUCGCAUGCUAAAUUUACAAAUUAUUCGUUUGACGUUGAAGAGUUUUUACGGUUAGUGGAAGUUUGUGCGUCAUACGUCCGAAAUCGACAGGAUUUCACUAACUUCAUAGCAGGAUCAAUGAAAAAGUCGCGUGAAGAAUUGUAAUAUAAUUAUUUUUAAUUUUUCUCGAAUAUGUGAUAUUUACAUUUUUAUCAAGUGCCGUAGUUUAAGUAUAUUUUUUUGUAUCGUAAAACUUUACAACACAAAAAAUAACGUAAUAUUUGUAUUAAUACAUUAAAAUUUAUAUUUGCUAGGAUCAGCCAUCAUAUUUUGUGCCUACUUUGUCUGAUGAUAACCGGUGUUAAGGAACACAGAUAAUUUAAAUUGUGGAUCUUUUUAAAAACCACAUACGUUUUUAAUAGAUUAAGCUUCAGUAUAGUUACUUUAUGUAAGAAAAACGACCUGUGACAAAAGCAUUCCUAUAUAAUUUAUAUGCAUUUUCCACAUACAUUUUAACUAUUAAUUUAUAAGUAAUAAUAAAUUUAACUUGUAAUAUGUUUAAUUCCUAUCAUAUACUAAUUGAUUGUUGAAAUGAUAAAUCAAAUCAAUUUUUUUUAAUUUUUUAAGUAUAUAAUAUGUUUAUUAAAAAAAUGUAUCGUAAAACUGGUAUCGGAACGGAAGUCAUUAAAAAAUUCGUGGAAUUAAAUAAUUAAUUGAUUGUUUUAAUAUUUAUUAUAUGUAAUGUAUAAAUAUUUGAUGAUUUUUUUAUCGUUCUCUUUUUUUUCUGCGAACAAAGAUAAUCUUACUUUAAUAUUUAUAUUUUAAACAAUAUGUGUGAUUAUUUCAGUUCAUUUAUGGAAAAGUUGAUCUAAAAGCGGUAUUAUGGAAUUGAUCUCAAAAUACGUAAUAUUAAUUUCACGACUGUCAAAUAUGUUGUCGAUUUCUGUUUAAGCAUUUAUCCAGUGUUGCUCAUGUUUUACAAACGGUUCAAAUUUUUUAACUUUGCCGCUUUCAAGAGCUGAUUCUUCACUGUACGUAUAAUUAUCGAAACGAUUCUGUUUUACUAAAUUGCAAUAUUUCUUUUAUAAAAAUCUAUGGCACAGUACUUUUUGAGUGAUACACAAUCUAAAUAUACGUUUAUUUACAACAACAAUCGGAAUCUAUUAUAAUUUUUUUUCAGUAACAAUGUGACGAAAGAAAAUUUUUUUUUUGCUUGAGAUCUAAAUGCUUACGAAUAGUCAAUUUACAAGUUUUUAGCAUUAUUUAAAUAUAACUGUCUUAGGUAUUUAAAAUUAAAAAAAAAUAUUUCGCAAGGCUAAGCGUGUGAUUUACAGUUCAGCUUGUGAAGAAUCUUACUAACAAUAUAAAAUAUAUAUAAGAAUAAAGAAGAUUGUACU